CCCCUCAGCCUCGCUGUGGCCUGCGGCUCCCGGGCCGGUAGCGCCGCUCUCGGUCGCGAAGACUGGUGGUGUGGAACCGUGGGUCGCGGGCGCUAGCCGUCGGCCACAGCUCAGCCCAGCGUCGCCGAGGCUGUGAGCCCCGAGCCUCCGCCAUGGACUUCGAAGACGAUUACACACACUCUGCUUGCAGAAAUACUUAUCAGGGCUUUAAUGGAAUGGAUCGUGAUUAUGGCCCCGGAUCUUAUGGAGGGAUGGACCGUGACUAUGGCCAUGGAUCCUAUGGGGGUCAAAGAUCCAUGGACUCCUACCUAAACCAGUCAUAUGGCAUGGACAAUCACAGUGGUGGUGGUGGGGGUAGCAGGUUUGGACCUUAUGAGUCUUACGACUCCAGGUCUUCUCUGGGUGGGCGAGAUCUGUACAGAUCUGGCUAUGGUUUUAAUGAACCCGAACAAAGCCGCUUCGGAGGUAGUUAUGGUGGUCGAUUUGAGAGCUCCUACCGGAAUAGCCUUGACUCUUUCGGAGGUAGAAACCAGGGCGGGUCUAGCUGGGAAGCACCUUACUCCCGUUCAAAAUUGAGGCCUGGGUUUAUGGAGGACAGAGGAAGAGAGAAUUACUCUUCCUACAGCAGUUUUUCUUCACCCCAUAUGAAGCCUGCACCUGUAGGCUCUCGGGGGAGAGGAACGCCUGCUUAUCCUGAAAGUACGUUUGGAAGCAGAAACUAUGAUGCUUUUGGAGGACCAUCAACAGGCAGAGGCCGAGGCCGAGGACAUAUGAGUGAUUUUGGAAGCAUUCAUAGACCUGGAAUUGUUGUUGACUAUCAAAACAAACCCACCAAUGUGACAGUUGCUGCUGCAAGAGGAAUAAAGAGAAAAAUGAUGCAACCAUUUAAUAAGCCCGGUGGAACCUUUAUCAAGAAACCCAAGCUAGCAAAGCCUGUGGAGAAGAUGAGCCUCAGCAAAUCACCCACAAAAACUGAUCCUAAAAAUGAAGAAGAAGAAAAGCGACGAAUUGAGGCUCGGCGAGAGAAACAAAGGCGCAGAAGAGAAAAAAACAGUGAGAAAUAUGGAGAUGGAUACAGAAUGGCAUUCACAUGUUCAUUUUGUAAAUUCCGAACAUUUGAAGAAAAAGAUAUUGAACUACAUUUGGAAAGUCCUUCACACCAGGAAACAUUGGAUCAUAUUCAGAAACAAACCAAAUUUGAUAAAGUAGUUAUGGAGUUUUUACAUGAAUGUAUGGUGAAUAAAUUCAAGAAAACAUCUAUUCGAAAGCAACAGACAAAUAGUCAAACAGAAGUAGUUAAAAUAAUUGAAAAAGAUGUUAUGGAAGGUGUUACUGCAGAUGAUCACAUGAUGAAAGUGGAGACUGUUCACUGCAGUGCGUGCAGUGUGUAUAUUCCUGCUUUGCAUAGUUCAGUGCAGCAGCACUUAAAAUCUCCUGAUCAUAUCAAAGGGAAGCAGGCUUAUAAAGAACAAAUAAAAAGAGAGAGUGUCUUGACUGCUACAAGCAUUUUAAAUAACCCAAUAGUAAAGGCGCGAUAUGAACGUUUUGUUAAGGGUGAGAAUCCUUUUGAAAUUCAAGAUCAUUCUCAGGAUCAACAAAUAGAAGGAGAUGAGGAGGAGGAAGAAAAGAUUGAUGAACCUAUUGAAGAAGAGGAGGAGGAGGAGGAAGAAGAGGAGGAAGUGGGGGAAGUAGAGGAAGUAGAAGAAGUGGAGGAAGCAGAGGAAGUGGGAGAAGGAGGAGGAGUGGAGGGAGCGGGCGACACAGAGGAAGCUGGGGACCAGGAGGCAGUGGGGGAAGGAGAGGCAAAGGGGGAGGAGGAAGGAGGGGGGGAAGGAGAGGAAGUCGAGGAAGAAGCAGCAAAGGAGAAGCCUGUCGACUUCCCUGUUGACCAGCCUGAAGAAAAUUAAAUAUAAGGUAUUAGUCAGAUUUAAAAGAAGCUUUAAAUUUCUCUCAUAAUGUGGAAAAGGGUAAGAAUUUUAAUAGUUUAAAAUAAGAGAGUUAACACCCAUGUUGCAUGCAUUCCACAUGUUCAGAUUUGUUUUAUAUAAUUUCUAAAUGUUUGGCAUUUGUUUAAUAAAAUAAGGGUAAGACUAUUUUAGUUUAGUUUUUAUAGCUACCAACUUAGAUUAGAUAAAUUGUUUGUAUAAUUUUUAAGCUUAAUUUUUAUUACUUUAAUUGGUGUUAAGGAUAACAGAUGUGUAUUGUUAGUAUAUCUAUUCUAAUCAUUUGAACUUAAAUGCUGCUGUUGGGAGUAUAUAUUCAAGUGUGCAUUAAUGUUUUCAAUACUUACCCUAGAAGAGAUAAAUUGGGCAAGUAUUUUGUGCUCUGUGUAUUUUUUUACUGCAUUGGACAUUGAAUAGUAAUUUGCGUUAAGAUACGCUUAAGGCUUUUUGUGACCAUGUUUCCCUUUGUAGCAAUAAAACGUUUUUUACAAGAACUCUUUCCCUGGAUUAGCAAUUUUAAAUGAUUCAUCAAUUAAAUGAGUAUUUAAAAUGA
Molecule: messenger RNA, 2496 nt
Organism: Suricata suricatta (meerkat)
Lineage: Eukaryota; Metazoa; Chordata; Mammalia; Carnivora; Herpestidae
Gene: ZNF326
Product: zinc finger protein 326
Exons: 12
Coding region: 153-1907 (584 amino acids)
Biological process (GO): regulation of DNA-templated transcription elongation
Cellular component (GO): DBIRD complex; nucleus
Molecular function (GO): DNA binding
Source: RefSeq, a predicted model, not a curated record